AUGGACAGUCCCUCCACAACAUCGACCGCAAUUUACCCCCAUCGUGACCCUCCGUUGACGGACGCAGGCCAUGAAGCUACUAAGAAAAUCAAGGUCCCGGGUAUACCAGAUCUCAUCGUGAUCUCGCCCAUGACGCGCACCAUCCAAACUGCCUUGAAUGCCUUCCCUUCUAUUCUUGGCUCGACCCCGUUCCAGGCGGAAGUUCAAAUUUGGCCUAAUCUCCGCGAAGCCCAUGGUGCUAUCUGCAACCAGGCCCUCUCACGAGCGGAGCUCUCGGCGAAAUUCCCACAGUUUAGCUUCUGCGAGUGUCCAGAGGAAUGGGAUCAUCCUCCGCAUACCAUUGAUGGCGCCACGGCUCGCGCGGAGGUGGUGAGGCAGCGCGUGAAAAGGCUCUCGACACAGUACCGCAAUAUCGUGUUGGUCACUCAUCGAGGAUUUAUUGCGUUCCUCGUCAAAGGAGAUCGAUAUGAUGUUUGUGAAACCCGUUCAUAUCGAUUCGGCGUGGCAGAGGAAGCGGAGACAGAUUUCUUUCGAGUCGGAAUCAAUGUUGAUACGGAGGAAUUGCAAGACUUGGCCCGACGGUUCUUGUGUCGUCCGCGGUUGAUGGCGAACCCGCAGAGAGAGAUCUAUAGGGAAUUUCCAAAGGUGCAACAGCAUCCUUUAGGUUGA
Molecule: messenger RNA, 669 nt
Organism: Aspergillus nomiae NRRL 13137
Lineage: Eukaryota; Fungi; Ascomycota; Eurotiomycetes; Eurotiales; Aspergillaceae
Product: histidine phosphatase family protein
Exons: 1
Coding region: 1-669 (222 amino acids)
Source: RefSeq, a predicted model, not a curated record